AUGGCUAAUGAAGGGAACAAAAGCAAUGAUUUUUAUGCGGUUUUGGGAUUGAAUAAAGAAUGCACUGAUUCAGAGCUAAGGAAUGCUUAUAAGAAACUUGCAAUGAAAUGGCACCCAGAUCGUUGUUCAGCUUCAGGAAAUGUGAAGUUUGUGGAAGAAGCUAAGAAGAAAUUUCAGGCGAUUCAAGAGGCCUAUUCUGUUUUAUCUGACUCGAAUAAGAGGUUGAUGUACGAUGUUGGAGUUUACGACAAUGAUGAUGAUGAAAAUGGUAUGGGAGAUUUUUUGAAUGAAAUGGUUACAAUGAUGAGCCAAACUAAUUCAAAUGAAAAUGGAGAGGAAAGCUUUGAGGAGUUGCAGCAGUUGUUUAGUGAUAUGUUUCAAGCAGAUAUUGGAUUAGAUGGAAGCAAUUCUAUGAAAGCUUCCACUUCAUCUACUUUCAUGACUUAUAAUGAAAGUUCGAAUUCUAAUAAACGCAAUUCCAACCAGAUGAAUUAUGGAAUGGCAGGCAAUUCCAACCAGAUGAAUUAUGGAAUGGCGGGGGAUUCGUCUAUCUUCGAUGCUAAUUAUCAGAACUUCUGUUUUGGGGUGAAACGCCGUCAAAGAGAUGUGGCGGAGAAGGAAAAAGGGGGAAUUCGAGAAGGCGGAGGUAGCAAUAGACAAAGAAAAGACAGAAAACAAAACAUCUCAUAUGGUCAUGAUGUUUCAUCUAAUGACAAUCAUGGAAUUUCUGCAAACUAG
Lathyrus sativus (Indian pea) is the source of this 738-nucleotide messenger RNA. NCBI's taxonomy places the organism in Eukaryota, Viridiplantae, Streptophyta, Magnoliopsida, Fabales, Fabaceae. The record is from the annotation of a GenBank genome assembly.